This is a messenger RNA of Rosa rugosa (rugosa rose), 4032 nucleotides long. Its product is annotated as PWWP domain-containing protein 1-like. The record is from RefSeq and is a predicted model, not a curated record. Bases 191 to 3781 code for a protein of 1196 amino acids. NCBI's taxonomy places the organism in Eukaryota, Viridiplantae, Streptophyta, Magnoliopsida, Rosales, Rosaceae. The transcript is spliced from 2 exons.
AUCACAAAUUCCCAAUUCUUCCUUCUCUCUCUCUCUCUCUAGGGUUUACUGGUAAUCCCUCAAAACCCUCACUUUCUCUCACUAUCAAAUUCACAAGCUUCCGAAUUCCUAUGGUUCCACAUCGGGACCCCUAACUCUAUCUCUCCACUGUUUCGAAGAAUUUCUUAUAGCUGGUUCAGAGAUCUCUGUAAUGAGCAACGAUUUCGAAUCGGAUGCGAAGUUGGAAUCCGGUGACGACGUUAAGGAAGCUAAACCUAAGGACGGCGGCGUUGGUAGCCCCGAGGAUGAGGCUAGGGUUUCGCCAAUGGAGCUCGAUUUAGAGACCGAGGGCGGCGGUUCUAUGGGCUCCGAGGGCGGGAGAUCUGAUAGGGUUGGGGUUAGCUCGGAGAGUGGCGAUGGAAAUGUAGAUAAGGGAAUGGAAUCGAAAGGGUUUAAAAUUCAGGGCGGCGACGAUGAUAUUGAUGAUGUGUUUGAUAUUGCGAGAGUUGAAAUUGAUGAUCAGGAUGAGGAUAGCUCUGAGGCUCAGAAUGAGAGUGUGGAUUUGUUAUCCGAGUUUGAUGAGUAUGUGGCUAAUGAGAAGGACGGAAUGGCUUUGGGAACCUCCAGAGCUCUGAGCUAUGGUUUCGAAGUCGGUGAUAUGGUGUGGGGGAAGGUCAAGUCUCAUCCGUGGUGGCCGGGGCAUAUAUUUAACGAGGCCUUUGCGACGUCUCAGGUGCGCCGGACACGAAGGGAAGGUCAUGUCCUGGUGGCUUUCUUUGGUGAUAGUAGUUAUGGCUGGUUCGACCCGGCUGAGCUUAUCCCAUUCGAGCCUCAUUUUGCUGAGAAGUCUCGGACGACGAAUUACAGGAAUUUUAACAGGGCUGUAGAGGAGGCUGUUGAUGAGGUGAGUCGAAGGUGUGGAGUUGGUUUUGUGUGUAAAUGUAGGAAUCCGUAUAAUUUUCGGACCACUAGUGUGCCGGGGUACUUUGUUGUUGAUGUGCCGGAUUAUGAGCAUGGAGCAGUGUACUCUACGGAUCAGAUUAGGAAGGCGAGGGAUGGUUUUAAUCCUGCUGAGAUGGUGGCUCUCGUAAAGCAGUUGGCAAGCUCACCAGUCCAAGGUGAUCAGAAGAGCCUUAGCUUUAUUAAGAAUAAGGCUACUCUAUUUGCGUAUCGGAAGGCUGUGUUUGAAGAGUAUGAUGAGACCUAUGCUCAGGCAUUUGGGGCUCGGUCGUCUUCGCGUAAUGCAGUUGCAGUGUCAGAUCAGCCUGUUAAGCCUCGAGCACCUUUGAGUGGUCCUUUGGUGAUUGCUGAAGCUCUGGGUGGGCGGAAGAGUGCCACAAAACCUAUGAAAGUCAAGGACCAUUCAAAGAAAGACAAAUACCUUUUCAAGCGGAGAGAUGAAACCAGCAAUGUGAAAUCCCACCAAAGUACACAGGGCCAAGCUAGUUCCUCAGCCCCAUCCGCUUACUUGGAGGGAUCAAUAGCAUUAGGAGAUGGAGAUUUUAUGUUACAAAAGAGGGCUCCAUCUCCCUCUAUGAAGCCGCAGAUUUUAAAACAUGAGCAGACUGAGUUUAUGAGCAGGGAUGCAUCCGGCAAAGAAACUGUAAACUUAAAUCAGGUACCAGCAAACAGCUCUCUUGCCAGCCAAGUUGUUAUCACUGGUGCAAAGCAAUCUCUAAAGCUUUCUCUGGACAAGGAAAGUGGAGCCCUGCGGGAGGUGAAAGAGGUAUUGACACAGAAUGUAGCUGUAGGUCCUGCAAGCACCGGCUGCUCUGAUUUAUUGGGUGAAGGGACCAAGCAAUGUAUAAAAGAUGAAACAUCAGAGUCUUUGAAGCAGGAAGGGGAGGGUCCGAUGGAGGUUAAAAAUGAAGAGAGUGCUAAAUUGUCUGGUUCAUAUGACAAUUUACAACCACCUUUGAGUUUUCCAAAGAAAGUGGAGGAAGACAAUGAAUUAAAUGAAGUUCAUGUUGGUCGUCACAGUGUUGGAGAUCCUUCACCAAUUGAGGCAAAGAGUUCAGCUGGAAAGAAGGCUGUUGGUGGAGUGAAAAAGGCAAAGGUUCUUAAACGGCCACUGGGUGACAUGAACCCUGAGAACUCUAUUAUGGGAGAUAAAAAGAAAAAGAAGAAGAAGAAACAGUUGGGUUCAGAAACAAGCUUCAGAGAUCCACAGAGGACUUUGACUUCUGGAAAAGUGAGUUCCUUGGUGGGUAAGGUAGCUGGAAAGCCCAACCAUGCAGGAUUGGCUCCAGAAGAAGAGUUUCAGGUAGAACAUCAUAAGAAAGAUGUUGCUGUCAAUAAUGAAUUGUCUGGAUCUGUUGGAACAUUGCCGAUUCUUAAAGAGCUUGAAUUACCACAACUAGUAAGCGAUUUGCAAGCCCUUGCACUUGAUCCUUUUCAUGGUCGUGAAACAAACAACCCUGCAAUUGUUCGGCAGUUCUUUCUGCAAUUCCGGGCCCUUGUCUAUCAGAAAAGCUUGGUUCUAUCACCGCCAUCAGAAACAGAGCUUGUUGAAGGUCGCAGCUCUAAAACUCCAUCUGGUCUCAAAGCCUCAGAAAUUUCUCCUCGGGAACCAGUUAGAGAUGUUCCCUCCUCGAAGGCAGGAAAACCCUUGUUCAGAUCCGAUGACCGCACCAUAGCUGGGCGGAAACGUGCUCCAUCUGAUCGUCAAGGAGAGAUUGCAGCUAAGAAGUCCAAGAAAAUGAGUGAUUUAAAAUCAUUGGCUGCAGAAAGGAAGAUUGGUCUAAAAAGUUCAGAGACCCAGCGUGGAGAGGUAAAAGAAACAGCUGUGCCCAUAUCGCGGAAGUCACCGAAGCCAGGUCUUGUGAAGAAAAUGGAACCUCCAUCUAAGGUUGUUGAGCCCACCAUGCUCGUGAUGAAAUUCCCUCCCAAAAUCUCUCUGCCUUCACCUGCAGAACUGAAGGCAAAAUUUGCUCGUUUUGGACCAAUGGAUCAGUCUGGUCUCCGUGUGUUCUACAAGUCCUCGACAUGCAGAGUUGUAUUUCUGUACAAAUCUGAUGCACAAGCAGCAUAUAAGGUUGCUACUUCAAACAACUCCUUUUUUGGCAACGUUAGUGUGAGGUUCCAGCUUCGAGAGGUGGACGGUCCUGAAGUUCCUGCAUCUGGGAAGGGCAAUGGAGAUGACAAUUCUACUGAGACCCCGCGGGCUAAGGAUUCUGCAUUCAUGCCAUCUCCGGCACUCAAACAGCGGCAGCAGCUGCAGUCUCUCUCACACAGUGCAAUCCAGCCGAAGUCGAUUCUGAAGAAGUCAUCGGGUGAUGAGCCACGAGGACAGGUAACUGGUGGCAAUGGAAAUAGUAAAGGAACUGCACGUGUAAAAUUCAUGUUGGGUGGGGAAGAACCUAGUAGAAAUGAGCAAUUGAUGAUGCCUGGUAAUAGAAAUAACAACUUCAACAACAACAGUGCUAGUUUUGCAGAUGAUGGUGCACCUUCUUCUUCUACUUCUGUUGCUAUGAUGAAUUAUAAUGCUAGAAACUUUCAAAAGGUUACUCCUCCACCCUCAUCAUUGCCUCCUAUACUUCCUCUUCCUCAUAGUCGGCCUCCACCUUCUCAAUAUGCAAAACCCCCACCACCACAUAGUAAUUUUUCACAGCAGCAUACGGAAAUGACGCCACCUCCACCACCAAGCAGAAGCAGUCACAAUAUUCUCAACACACCCUCCACAUUUCCGAGUGCACCCACAGUUGAUAUUUCCCAGCAGAUGCUAAGCCUGUUGACAAGGUGCAAUGAUGUUGUGACCAACGUACAGGGCUUGCUUGGAUAUGUGCCCUACCAUCCUCUUUGAUGAGUCCCUGAAUAUAUAUGCCCAUAAAGCAAGACCAGAAAAUUACAUGUCGCGUCAACAUCCAUUGAAAGAAAGCUUUAAGUUGGCUUGAAAGCUUUCCCUUACCGGCUAUAAAUUUGCAGUGAAGCUGUCGAAGAGUUUGCCAAUCUAAGCAAAUUGUAGUCUCAGCGGACCAUGUAGUUUCUUUUACUAAUGAAAUACUCACAUAUGUACUCAUGAUAUUGAUAGUGGCAUCUUGUUUAUCUGCUCUC